Molecule: messenger RNA, 981 nt
Organism: Coregonus clupeaformis (lake whitefish)
Lineage: Eukaryota; Metazoa; Chordata; Actinopteri; Salmoniformes; Salmonidae
Product: putative peptidyl-tRNA hydrolase PTRHD1
Exons: 3
Coding region: 192-587 (131 amino acids)
Molecular function (GO): peptidyl-tRNA hydrolase activity
Source: RefSeq, a predicted model, not a curated record
CAAUGUCAUGUGUACAACAUCCAAAAACUUGCAUCACUAUACUGAGAGCUUUGCCGUUUCUAAAAGGACGUAUUUGGUUGUUUUUGGUGCCAAUGUUAAUGUUUUUUUCAGGGCCCCCAUACUAUACAACGAGGACGAAGAAGUGAUUUGCUGUUUGGCUGCCUCCGGUCCUCUACCAUUACCAACUGAAGAUGGCGGCGUCAGGAACCACAGCCCCCCGUCGCCUUGUCCAGUAUGUUGUGGUCCGGUCAGAUCUGGUCCAUACGUUGGCCUGGCCAUUAGGUGCGGUUAUAACGCAAGCCUGCCAUGCUGCCACCGCCGCCAUUCAUCUAAACUACAACGACCCAGACACGCAGGAGUACCUGGCAGAACUGGACAGCAUGCACAAAGUGGUGCUUCAGGUAGCUGGGACUGGGGCUCUGGACCAGGCCUCCCUCUCCAUCCUGUCUGAGACGCUGACAGAGAAUGGGGUGGCCCACAAGCUGUGGAUUGAGCAGCCAGAGAACGUCCCCACCUGCCUGGCCCUGAAGCCUUACCCCAAGGAGACUGUACAUCCUCUGCUGCACAAGUUCAAACUGUUCAAAUGACACAGAGGGACAAAGAGAGACCCCUGUAAUAUGCAUUUGGUGAAUGGAGUCUGUACCAUGGCUUCAUACCAGUUAAUAUGAUGGUCUUCUUUUUGGUUGACCUGUGCAUCUUGGUGAUGCUGAAGGGGGAAGAACCAGCAUUCAGUGUCUGUGCUUCAAAUUCACAAGGAAGAAUCUCACUCUGAUAAGCACACAGUAACAAGGAGACAUCAAUCACUGAACGCUGCCAUUAAAUGGCCAUUUAAAGAGUAGAUGUCUGUCCACCUAAUUUGAUGUGGCCACGUGUCUUGUGAUUCAAUUAAAUGGUGAACAGGUUAUGUAAGGUCUUUUUCUAGCUGCUGAUGAGUGGAAUCUGUUUACAAACAUACAAGAUGCAUUAAACAUGAUCAAUUAA